Drosophila montana is the source of this 2343-nucleotide messenger RNA. Its product is annotated as putative mediator of RNA polymerase II transcription subunit 26. NCBI's taxonomy places the organism in Eukaryota, Metazoa, Arthropoda, Insecta, Diptera, Drosophilidae. Bases 1 to 2343 code for a protein of 780 amino acids. The transcript has a single exon. The record is from RefSeq and is a predicted model, not a curated record.
AUGGCAGACACCAUUCCCCUUUUACAACGUUCGACUCUCAACCCGGGUGCCCAAGUCUUUCAGCCCCGUGGCGGGGCCACUGUUGAAGGUGAGUGCAAGAUGUUGCAGCAGCAGCAGCAGCAGGAGCCGAAGCCGCUGCACAUCAUUGUGCACAAUGAUAACAAUUGGCAACAAGCCGGCCUACAGCCACAGCAGCAACAGCAGCAGCAGCCACAACUGCAACAGCAACAGAAACAACUGCACUAUGUUCUGCAUGGCAAUAACAAUUGGCAGCAAAUCAGCCAAGACCAACAGCAACUUAUAUUGCAGCAACAGCAGCAGCACCAGAAGCAACUGCAGUACGUUGUGCAUGGGAAUAACAAUUGGCAGCAAGUCGGGCAGAAGCAUUCGCCGCCGCAACUGCACCAACAGCAGCAUCAGCAGCAGCAGGUAGUGCAAAUACAGCAGCCACAGCAGCAACAGCAAGAACAACUACAUUACGUUGUGCAUGGCAACAGCAAUUGGCAGCAGAUCGUCACAGAGCAGCAGCAGCAACAACAAUAUCAGCUACAGCAGCAGCAGCAGCAGCAACAGCAGCCGCAGCAUCUUCAGUACGUUGUGCAUGGUCCCAGCAAUUGGCAGCAGAUCGCCCAGGAGCAGCAGCAGCAACUGCAGCAACAACAGCCACAGCAGAUCCAGUAUGUUGUACAGGGCAAUAAUUGGCAGCAGCUCGUCCAGGAGCAGCAGCGGCAAAUACAGCAACAACAGCAGCAACAACAGCAGCCGCCAGUCCAGUACAUUGUGCAAGGCAGUAACAAUUGGCAGCAACUCGUCCAGGAACAGCAGGGAGAGCAGCCAAUUCAGUAUGAUGUGCAUGGUAACAAUAAUUGGCAACAGCUCGCCCACGAGCAGCAGCAACAAAUAUUGCUACAACAGCAGUUGCAGCUACAGCAGCAACAGCAACAGCAGCAGCAACGACAACAGCAGCAGCAGCCAGUUCAGUACGUUGUGAAUGGCGGCAGCAGCUGGCAGCAGAUCGUUCAGGAGCAGCAACAGCAGAUCCAGCAACAACAGCAGCAGCAGCAGCAGCAGCAGCCGCAGUAUGUUGUGUCCAUCAACAGCAACUGGCAGCAAGUCGUCCAAGAACAGGAACAGCAAAUACACCAGCAACAAUUACUGCAACAGCAGCAGCAGCCGCCACUACAGUACGUUGUGCGUGGCAAUUGGCAGCAAAUCUGCGAGGAGCAGCAGCAGCAGCUGCAGCAGGAGGAGCUGCAAGAAGAGCUCCAACAAGGGCAGCAACACGAGCAGCAGAAGUCACCGCAGGAGCAGCUUCAGCAGCAAGAGCAGCAAGAUCAGCAUCCAGAACUGCAGCAAGACCAGCAGGAGGAGCAGAAGCAGCAGCCGGUUAUGUGGAUACCCAUUGCCCAGGCAGUGCCAUCGGCAAAUUCGCCCUACGUGCUAAUCCAGCCCUUGCCAUAUUAUCAGCAGCAGCCGCCGCCGUCGCUGCCGCACCCAGAGCUAAGUCAUGAUCAGCCCGCCAGCAGCAGUCCCGAUGGCGGCUACUUUCAGCAUCAGCAGCAGCAGCCAUUUCAGGCACAGCAGCAGCAGCAGCCAUUUCAGUCACACACAGUGUCCGUUACUAAUCUCCAGCAGAUGCCAGCAGUUUAUCAGCAGCAGCAGCAGCAGCAGCAGCAGCAGCUGUCCGAUAAUUUCUCACGUUACCAGCAGCCCAAGCAGGCGAUGACAGCUGACGUCCAGCUGAACUAUUGUGCCCAGCAGCCGGGGAAGGGCUACCGGCUGCCAGUUAAGCCGCUGACCUAUAAGCCAAAGCAAUCGAAGCAGCCAAAACGCAUCAUGUACGCCGCCCGACGUGGCCAGCAGCAACAGCAAUUGUCGCAGCACUAUGAGCAACAGCAGCAACUGCAACUGCAGCAGCAGCAUCACCAGCAGCAGCAUCAGCAGCAGCAGCAGGCAUCGCUGGGCCAGCAAUAUCAGCCAAUCAAUUCGUAUUCGUAUUCGAAGCCAUAUCUGAACGCCUAUCCCAAUACCAUAUUCUAUACCAAUCCGAUACGCAUCAACGGGUGCCGGGCACCGGCUCCGACAGCCGCCGCUUUGAUCCAGUGGAACGAGAACAUUUUGGGCGCUCUGCUCAGCCUGAUGGUGGAGCAGGGUGAGCCGCUAACAUUUGCAUUCAUCCUGACCGAGCUGUCCGUGCGCCUCGGCUGCCCGGAGGAGAUAGUCAAGCGGCUGGCGCCCAAUGCCAUGUAUGAGGCAUCCAACAAGGGCUACGUGCGCCGCAUCAAUGGCUGCUAUGUCCUCGACGUGGAUCCAGCCAUUGUUCAACAGCACCUGCUGCAGUAG